AGUGUUUUAGUGUCCAAUUGAUGGAGUCUUCCCACUCAGUGUCUCGCUGAUGAACUCAGAAUACUCGGGGCGAGUGUGAAGUGUGUUGUUGGUGGGCGGUUCUCCGGAGAGCUGCAUGCUGUGACCCGCUCUGACCCGACCUGUUCUGCACAACAACACCACAUCACCACGAAGGAAUGCACUCUCGCUCUCCGGGAGAAAAGCUCUCUGCAGGGUGGAGCGACUAGAAAAAUCCUAUAAGUCUGCUUUUAGGGCUAAGGGCUGUCGUGUAUAUUCUGCUUCCAGGCUUUAAGGGGUGUCGCCUUAAGGGUUAACCGGUUUGUCGCCAAAAGUCUACUCCAUGGAGUUAAUGGCCGUCGUGUAAAGUAUGCGGGCGUAGUCUGCAUGGAAUAACAAACCAGUCGCGGACGCAUUCCUUCUAGGUUUAAGGGGUGGCGCGUAAAGUCGGAGUUAAGCCUAAAGUCACAACAAACCAGACGUGGAGUCUGUCAGUCUGACACCAUGAACGUCUCCGUGACGCGCAGCCCUCUUCUGGUCCUCUCCCGGACCCCUUACCCGGCAGGAAUCCUCCGACCCCAAGGACCCCGGUCCACCAGACGGAUCCACCUGCACACCACGACUACCGCGGCCCCCCAUAAGUAUAAGACCAUAGACGAGCUCCCGGGACCGACCGCAGCGGACACUGCCUACCUGCUUUUCGUCAAGGGCUACGCGGACAAGAGCCACGCCAUGCAGACUGAGUUCCGGGGCCGCUUCGGGUCCCUGUGGCGGUCCCGCUUCGGGCCCCUGGACCUGGUCAACGUGGCGUCUCCCGAGCUGGUCCUCAGGCUCCUGGACCAGGAGGGGGCACGGCCGGUCCGGGUGGAGCUCAGCCACUGGAGGGAGUACCGGGAGGCCAGGGGGCGGGGCCUGGGGCUGCAUGUCAGUACCGGUGACUCGUGGCUCCGCCUCCGGCGUGCUCUGGACCCCUUGCUGCUCCGGCCGGCGGCGGCGUUAGGCCACGCCCCCGCCCUCCGCCAGGUGGUGGAAGAUCUGCUGGCCCGUCUGGAGAGGCUCCGCCUCCAACGCCCCGAUGGGGGCGUGGCCAACAUGCAAGAGGAGCUGUACAAGUUCGGCUUCGAGAGCGUGGCGGCGGUGGUGUUCGAGACCCGUCUGGGCUGCCUCAAGGACCGGGUCCCUGAGGAGACCCUGCGGUUCAUCGCGGCCCUCAACGCCAUGUGGAGGCUCUCGGAGCCCGUCCUGCUGCUCCCGCGCUGGACCAGGGGCCUCCUGCCCUACUGGGGCCGCUUCGUACGGGCCUGGGACGACAUCACCCAGAUAGCCGACGGUCUGAUUGAAAGGAGGCUGCUGGUGCUGGAGGAGCGCUCGCGGCGAGGAGCGCCGGCGCCGGAGGGGGCGGGGCUCCUGACCGCCCUGCUGACCUCCAAGACCCUCCCCCGAGAGGAGGUCUACACCACCGUCACCGAGCUACUGCUGGGGGGCGUUGACACUACCUCAAACACCCUGUGCUGGGCGCUGUACCACCUGUCCCGGGACCCCCGGGCCCAGCACCUCCUCCACCAGGAGGCACUCUCCGAGUGUCCGGACCUCCAGGAGCCCACGGCCGACCACCUGACCAGGCUGCCCUACCUCAAGGCCGUCGUCAAGGAGACGCUGCGCCUGUACCCGGUGGUUCCCGGUAACGGUCGCCUGGUGUUAGAGAACGAGGUCUACCUGGAGGAUUACUGCUUCCCCAGGGGGACCCAGUUCCACCUCUGCCACUACGUUACGGGUCGGGAUGAGGCCCAGUUUAGGGCAAGCGAGAGCUUCCUCCCCGAGCGCUGGCUCCGGGGGGGAGCGGGGGAGAGCCGCCUCCCCCACCACCCCUACAGCUCAAUCCCCUUCGGGAGGGGCGUGCGAGGUUGCGUGGGCAAGAGGGUCGCCCAGCUGGAGAUGUAUCUCGCCCUCUUCAGGAUCAUGCAACACUACCAGGUCCUGCCCCAGGACCCAGAAGAGGUCGUGGAGGCCAAGACCCGGACACUCAUGAUCCCCGGAAAACCCAUCAAUCUGCGCUUCAUCCCCCGGGCCUGAGGGGGGAGGGGCCCGAGGGGGGCGGAGCCAGAGUCCUGCGAUUCAUCCCUCGGGCCUGAGGUGGACGGGGGAGGAAGGGGGCGGGGCCAAAGACCCUCACUUCAUCCUCCGGCCUGAGGGGCGGGGCCGGAGACCUGCUCCUUCUACCGCCAGCCUGAGGGGGCGGGGCCAGAGACCUGCUCCUUCUACUGCCAGCCUGAGGGGGCGGGGCCAGAGACCUGCUCCUUCUACUGCCAGCCUGAGGGGGCGGGGCCAGAGACCUGCUCCUUCUGCUGCCAGCCUGAGGGGGCGGGGCCAGAGACCAGCUCCUUCUACUGCCAGCCUGAGGGGGCGGGGCCAGAGACCUGCUACUGAGGGGGCGGGGCCAGAGAUGCCUCCUUUCCUUUACCUUUGUGGAAAACUUCAUCGGGUCAAGGAGAGAUGAAAAGGCGCUUACUUUUGAACACAGGAAAAGACGGCACUGUUUAAAAUGAAUUUGACUCCACUUUUCCUAACAUUGCGUGACGGCGAGUGUUGCCGACCUCUAGCGUCUCUAGCGUGAAACUACAAUUUUACAAGGCUGUCGUCAACAGUGAGAAUUACUUAGGUCGGACUUGGAAAACUGGAAUAUUUUAGGCCACUCGAAUCCCAAUUCACGUGUGAAAAAAAAGAGGCUCAAUUUAUGUUGAUGUUGAAAUGAACUGCCCCCAGUAGUUUGUCUUAAUGUGAAGUCUGCAUUUUUUUUCUUAUGGUGUAUAUUAUGUGCUUAUGUAACGAUAAAUUAUACAGCAGUAAUAUGUGUAACAGAGUCUAAUAUACAACUGUAAUAUGUAGUAUAAUUACACAAAAUCUGUUUUAAUAGUUAGAACCUGUCCGGCCUCCUGAGUCAAUAUGUGGAACGUUUGAGACUCAGUUUCUGUACCCCGAUGUGCACUUUCGUGGGGUCCCCCCUAUGAAAGUGCUUCACGCUUUUACCUAUCCCCUUUACUCCUUGGGAGAGGGGCUCACGUUAAUAACAGUUGACCGGAGGUUAUUGUUGUUAUUUACACCUUUGUCAGAAUAAACAGAGAUCGCCUCCAAAGAUA
This is a messenger RNA of Gadus macrocephalus (Pacific cod), 3134 nucleotides long. Its product is annotated as sterol 26-hydroxylase, mitochondrial. The record is from RefSeq and is a predicted model, not a curated record. The coding region runs from base 502 to 2070 and encodes 522 amino acids. Gene Ontology annotation, molecular function: monooxygenase activity; oxidoreductase activity, acting on paired donors, with incorporation or reduction of molecular oxygen; heme binding. The transcript has 10 exons. Gene Ontology annotation, biological process: cortisol metabolic process; cellular response to peptide hormone stimulus; C21-steroid hormone biosynthetic process. Gene Ontology annotation, cellular component: mitochondrial inner membrane. NCBI's taxonomy places the organism in Eukaryota, Metazoa, Chordata, Actinopteri, Gadiformes, Gadidae.